Messenger RNA from Nicrophorus vespilloides, 891 nucleotides. Its product is annotated as chymotrypsin-1-like. Gene Ontology annotation, molecular function: serine-type endopeptidase activity. Gene Ontology annotation, biological process: proteolysis. NCBI's taxonomy places the organism in Eukaryota, Metazoa, Arthropoda, Insecta, Coleoptera, Silphidae. The transcript is spliced from 7 exons. The coding region runs from base 24 to 767 and encodes 247 amino acids. The record is from RefSeq and is a predicted model, not a curated record.
GAAGCAGUAGUAAGUUAAACAAAAUGUUCAGAUUUGCUGUAUUUGUUGCUCUCUUGGCCGGAUGCUAUGCAUCACCAAGGAUUGUGAACGGAACUGAUGCCAAGGAAGGAGAAAUCCCAUACAUCAUUUCUUUGAGACAUGGUAGUUCUCACUCUUGUGGUGGAUCUAUUUUGGAUGCCACUCACGUUCUGACCGCUUCCCAUUGCGUGGAUGGAAGCACCAACAACCCAUCUGCUUUCAAGGUCCAAUACGGUGUUUUGAAAAUCGGUGGAAAUCAAAAUGUUGUAGGUGUAAAAUCUAUCGUUAUGCAUCCAGAAUACAGUCCAUUCAACAACUACGCCAAUGACGUUGCUGUCAUUACUUUGGAUGGUGAAAUCAAGUUUGGAGAUAAUGUGAGGCCAACCAUCCUCCCACAGCCAUUCAGCGCCACCCCCGGAGACAAGACCGCUGUUUUGGCAGGUUGGGGAUACCCAUACAGCGGAGGUAAUGUCAUGCAAAACUUGCAACGCGUUGACAUCAUCUGUUAUACCGAUGCGAACUGCGAAUCUGCUCACCACGGAAGCACCGACAGGGAAGUUCAUGUUUGCGCUGGAAUUCCAGAAGGAGGCAAAGGACAAUGCAGCGGUGACUCUGGUGGUCCAUUGACCGUUGAUGGUGUCCAAGUUGGAGUCGUCUCAUGGUCUGUCAAACCAUGCACUGUUAAGGGAUACCCAGGUGUCUUUGCUCGUGUUGCCAACUACGUCGACUGGAUCAAGAAACAACUGUAAAAAUAUAUAAGAAAGAUGUGACGAACAACGUUAUAUAUUCAUUUCUUUUCUUUCAAAAAAAGUAUAGAAAUGCAAAUGUACAUACUACUAAUAACGAAAAUAAAGUAAUUUUAGUUAAAAAUUA